Messenger RNA from Drechmeria coniospora, 1023 nucleotides. RefSeq lists its product as uncharacterized. The coding region runs from base 1 to 1023 and encodes 340 amino acids. NCBI's taxonomy places the organism in Eukaryota, Fungi, Ascomycota, Sordariomycetes, Hypocreales, Ophiocordycipitaceae. Gene Ontology annotation, molecular function: protein binding. The record is from RefSeq and is a predicted model, not a curated record. The transcript has 3 exons.
AUGUACACGCUCUCCAACGUAGCGAAGCACCACUUCUCGGGCACAGAAGACGUCUAUGUGCUCGACCUGCACCGGACGUCGGCGGGGCUCGCGGCCAUCACUUCGGACCAGCAGCUGACACUGCUUGAUCCCACACAGUUUGGCGGCGGCGGCCCCGCGGCGAGCUGGCAGGUCGAGCACGGCAACGUGACGACGCUUCGAGUCUUUGACGCCGACAAUGGUCUCGUCUGCACCGCGGGCGAGGAUGGGAGCGUCGGCGUGUGGGACCUGAGGAGUCGCGGCCCCGGUGCGCGGGUCGCCCAGUUCAAAGCCGCCGCGGCCUCGAUCCUGAGCAUGGCCUGCAGUCCGAGCACGCAGACGAUUGCUGUGGGCACCGAGCUCGCGAACCACGUGGCCUCGGUGCACCUGUGGGAUGUACGGUCGACGCCGUCGCCCAAGGCAGAGUACCAAGAGGUGCACUCGGACGACGUGACAACGCUCCGCUUCCACCCCUCAGACCCGGCACUGUUGCUGAGCGGUUCGACCGACGGCCUCGUCAACGUCUACGACACGCGCCAGCCGGACGAAGACGAGGUGACGCUGCAGACGCUCAACCACAACGCCUCCAUCCACGAUGCCGGCUUUCUCUCCGCCACGGAGAUCUUUGCCCUUUCGCACGAUGAGCACUUUGCCCUCUACGACGUGUCCGACGAGAACCCGACGGGCGACGCCUCGCAAACUUUUGGCGACCUGCGCGAGACGCUCGGCGGCGGCACCCAGUACGUUGCCGGCGUGACGCCCAAGACGGACGGAAGCGGUGCCAUCAUCGGCGCCGGAUCACAAGACAAGCAAACGUUUGAGCUCAUCUUCAUGGCCCGCCACCCGGCCGAGCCGUCAUGGGUUCUGGACCGAGGCAAUAGCGUGAGCUUGCCGCGGGCGCACGGCGACGAGAUUGUCCGUUCCUUUUGCUUCUUUGACGAUGAGAAGCUGGUCUUCACGGCCGGGGAGGACGGAAAUAUCAAGGCAUGGCGUCCCGGGAGCUAA